AUGGCAGGCCAGACCUCCAAGGAUGACAGCGCCAGUCGCAUUCGUGCAACCGCUCUCAGGCACGCCUUGGACAUCCAGGAGAAAAAGAAACUACAAACGCGGAUCACAGAUCUUGUGAUCGAGGCUUUUGACCUGCCAUCAAGUCCAGACGCCGACCCGGCACGUCCGCGGCCCUCCGAUGUGGCCUUGUUCAAGGAGUGUCUGGGAUUAUUUCAAGCUUCAGAUUUGGACGACCUUAUCUACGAACGGAACGUGGAUAACCGAUGCGGCUAUGCCCUCUGUCCGAAGCCAAAUCAAAAAUUGGCACACGACGCCAAGAAGGUUUGGAAUGGGAAGGGAGGAAAAGAUUUCGCUCUGGUUGAUAAGGCAGAGUUGGAAAGGUGGUGCUCGAAGGCUUGCCGAGAUAGAACCACGUUUGUUCGAGCCCAACUCGGAACUGAACCCGCUUGGCUUCGCGACGUCAAACAAGUUGACAUCAAGCUGUUAGAAGAAUUCAGCCCUGACAGCCUCUCCGAAUCGUUCCAGGUGAGCAUUCUUCCAACCACAUCAUGCGACAUCCACCCCUUUGAGAAUGGCGUCCCGUGCCCCUCGUGCAUUCGAUAUUGA
This is a messenger RNA of Exophiala dermatitidis NIH/UT8656, 606 nucleotides long. RefSeq lists its product as uncharacterized. Bases 1 to 606 code for a protein of 201 amino acids. The transcript has a single exon. Gene Ontology annotation, molecular function: RNA polymerase II CTD heptapeptide repeat phosphatase activity; RNA polymerase core enzyme binding. The record is from RefSeq and is a predicted model, not a curated record. Gene Ontology annotation, cellular component: cytoplasm; nucleus. NCBI's taxonomy places the organism in Eukaryota, Fungi, Ascomycota, Eurotiomycetes, Chaetothyriales, Herpotrichiellaceae.